Molecule: messenger RNA, 1152 nt
Organism: Aspergillus viridinutans
Lineage: Eukaryota; Fungi; Ascomycota; Eurotiomycetes; Eurotiales; Aspergillaceae
Exons: 3
Coding region: 1-1152 (383 amino acids)
Source: RefSeq, a predicted model, not a curated record
AUGUUGAGACUGGCACUGAUUCUGUUAUAUGCGUCAUCCCUAUGGAGCCGCGCUAUUGCUGUCGAUGUUCCAACGGAAGUGGCCGUUACCCUCACCACGUCUGAACUCUUCGAUUUGGGUGACGGUAGCUGUGACGAAGCCAGCCGCAUCUCCACGAUUGACGCCCAUCUCGCCGAGUGCGUGAAUCUGAUGAAUGCCGCCCUGACGGCGUAUCACAACUUGCAAGAUGCUGCCGCGUAUCGCAAGAUGUUCGCUACGUGGUUGAGCAUGGAGUUUGACGAGUUCGAAGACCCAGUCGAGGUGGAUGAAUUUUUUACGGACAGAUGGAGUACUAUUCAGACACGUUUGGCCGGAGUCGCCCAAUUCCUCAGCGGCGGGGGACUGGUCAAUGCCAAAAGCUCCGACAAACCGAGUCUGUUCUGCAGCGACGACUUUGCAGUCCGAAAGUCCUGGGAAACAACCGCCAGGGACGGAUCUGGCGAGGAAAUGAUAAAGGAGAAAGAUGAUGAGGGCAAUGUUGUUGAGACUUACACCAUUGCCGACGUCUACCCCAAUAUCAAACUGUUGAAGGAUACCGGAGAGAUUGAUGAAGAUGAAGACGCGAGCAUGAUCAUGCCGUACUGGGUUGACUACCUCAAAGGCUACGACUUUUCUGCCGUGGGAACUGAAAAUAUCUGCGACAAAGACGCCCUGUACGGCUGGACCAGUCGGGCUGAUGAUAGCCCAAGCACCGAGGCGGGCAAUCUCGACGGCUUCACCUUCGCCUCGUUCAACCGGCAUAUCCUGCUCUGUCCGUUGACAUUCUCACCCCCUAGCCAGUAUCACGGGACCGCUACGCUGGCAGAGCUGGUCACUUCUGCAGGCUAUCCCGUGGCCGCCGCUCGCAUUCUCCCAGAGGCGUACUCGACCAUCAGCUGCACCUUGUACCAUGAACUCUUCCACUUGGUUGAUAGCGCGGGGACAGAUAGCGAUUCAGGAUUGUAUGGAUCAUUGAAAAUCCUAGACGCCAGUUUCACUGCGAAAAAAGCCUCGGUUGUCAAUGCUCCAGAACCCUAUGUGUUUUUCUCUCUGGCUGCUUAUCUGUAUCAAAACCCUCCUUCGGGCAGUGCAGCUGUCGCAUUCAUCCCGCCCAAGGGAUGGCAAACUCUAUGA